Ogataea angusta is the source of this 666-nucleotide messenger RNA. RefSeq lists its product as uncharacterized. The record is from RefSeq and is a predicted model, not a curated record. Gene Ontology annotation, molecular function: CDP-diacylglycerol-inositol 3-phosphatidyltransferase activity. Bases 1 to 666 code for a protein of 221 amino acids. The transcript has a single exon. Gene Ontology annotation, biological process: phosphatidylinositol biosynthetic process. Lineage: Eukaryota; Fungi; Ascomycota; Pichiomycetes; Pichiales; Pichiaceae. Gene Ontology annotation, cellular component: Golgi apparatus; membrane.
AUGGCCCAAAAAGUGUACACUCCAUCGCACAUUUUUCGGUUUAUCCCGAACAUAAUAGGUUAUGUUCGUGUGCUGACACUGAUUGCAUCGCUUUUCACGAUGCAAAACCAUCCAAAAUUCACCAUGUGGGUGCUAUACUCGACCUCCUGUUUGCUGGAUGCCUUUGAUGGAUACGCGGCCAGAAAAUUGGACCAAAGCACCACCUUUGGUGCGGUUCUGGACAUGGUCACCGACCGUUGCUCGACCUGUUCGCUUAUUGUAUUUUUGACCAGAUUGUACCCCAAUUGGUUCAUCCUUUGGCAGAUGCUCAUUUCUUUAGACUUGGCCUCGCACUAUCUUCACAUGUAUGCCAGUAUCACCAGCGGAUCCAAGAGCCACAAGUCCAUGAAAAAAGACACAAACAUUCUCCUCAAGCUGUACUACGAAAACCGUAUAGUCCUGUUCUUGGUUUGUGCCCUGAACGAACUAUUCUACAUGGCCCUUUACCUCGACUACUAUAAGUUCAGAGCUUUGCCUUUGAUUGGUAUUUCGUUCCCAAGACUCCUCAUUUAUGUGUCUGCACCUGUCUGGUUUUUCAAGCAGGUCACAAAUGUGAUCCAGCUCAUGCAAGCCUGCACCACGCUCGCCCAACAAGACGCACAAACAUACAACCUAAAAAAUUCUUAG